AUGGAAGAUACUCAUAUGGCAUACGGCAACGGCGCAGGAACCCUCUUCCGAAUCUACGCAACGGAAAAUAUUAUCGAAUUAACUGGGUCGCUUCCUGCAACUGAAGUUUUGCGCCAGGAAAUACGAUUGUUUCUAAUGCUCGGGGGCGCCUGGGACGCCCAGAUAAUUGAAUCCGCCACACUAGCUGGUGGUAAAAACAUUAAUUUCGAAGAGAAAAUAGAUUUCGUCCCUAUCAAAAACUUCGACCCGAAUUAUUAUCAACACGACAUGAGUGUCGCGCGUCCGCGGCUAGCCGGUCUUCCACUCAACGAUCCAGCAUUGGCCAACGGCGAAUCCAGGAUGUUCUCCAAUGUUUUAGAGUGCGACAAGGAGGCUCGUGCCUACAUUGACAGCAUUGCCGAAUAUAUCGGGUGGGUGAAAACAUGGCCGUUAGUUGUACGCCCUGCGGAAGCCGCCAUUGCAGCUCGAGCCGUCGCUACGGCCCGCAAUAUUAUCAGUGACGCUAGAAAGGCUGCAUUGGAGGCUGAGAAAGUGGGCGACUUGGUAGCAGCAAGUGAAGCGUUAACAAUGGCUUAG
Molecule: messenger RNA, 576 nt
Organism: Drechmeria coniospora
Lineage: Eukaryota; Fungi; Ascomycota; Sordariomycetes; Hypocreales; Ophiocordycipitaceae
Exons: 1
Coding region: 1-576 (191 amino acids)
Source: RefSeq, a predicted model, not a curated record